This is a messenger RNA of Leptinotarsa decemlineata (Colorado potato beetle), 655 nucleotides long. RefSeq names its product NADH dehydrogenase (ubiquinone) B16.6 subunit (gene ND-B16.6). Gene Ontology annotation, cellular component: respiratory chain complex I. The record is from RefSeq and is a predicted model, not a curated record. NCBI's taxonomy places the organism in Eukaryota, Metazoa, Arthropoda, Insecta, Coleoptera, Chrysomelidae.
GCCAAUAAUUGAAUAUUAAGAAGAAGUGAGAUUUUGUCCUUGUCUUAUGUAUGUAAUCAUCUGAAUCAAUUCAAGAAAAGCGAACCAGAAGUCAACAAAAAAAAGACUUUUUCAAUAAAUAAAAUGGCUGCAGCGGGGGCCAAAUUCCGACAGGAAAUGCCUCCUCCUGGGGGUUACGAAAAAUUUGUCUAUGAAAGAGUGCCAGCCAGAACAAUUUUUGGAGGCAAGGCAAUUAUCGGAGGCUACCUGGUCAUGACAGCAGGAGCCGCCUAUCUAUAUGCUCUCAAUUACAAAGCAGUAAAAAACCGAGAACUAGAAAUGCGUUGCGCUAGCUUAGCGAUAUACCCAAUGCUACUAGCAGAAAGAGACCGAGAAUACUUGAAACAGCUUCGUAGAAACAGGGAUGAAGAGACCAAACUGAUGGCAAAUGUCGAAGGAUGGAAAACAGGGACGUGGUAUGGAGAGCCUAUUUUCCACACGAACAAACCAGAUACUUUAGUGAACCCAAGGUUCCAAGAUUACUAUGUUCAUGCUUCUUUUAAAGAUUUCAAGAAGAGGGGACAUAUAGGUCUUCUUUCUUAGAGUACAGACUCUUUUUAAGUAUGCUUGUUGAGUAGUAUGAAUUUGUUUUUGAAAAUAAAUUUAUCUUGGAAAA